AUGCCUAAAGCUACCAAAAACUCUUCUGUCCGAGGGGGAAAGACUCCGACUCUGAGCCGGUCAGCUCAAUCACCAUAUGCCAGUCACCGACGUGCAUCAGCUCCUAAUCUGAUAGCUAUAGGUAGUCAGGCUGAGUCUGAACAAAUGCCAACGGGUGAUUCAGUGAUGGAACAGUUGGGUGUUGAUCCCGAUUCAACAAACCUCAUGGAUCUUUCUAACGAUUCAGCUUCAAAAAAAGCUGCCCUGGUAUACGAGUACUUUGAGGUCAGUCCUACUUGUGUUAAGCCUGUUUAUUACAAUAAGUGUAUCUCUUAUAAUUACUUCCAUUGUAAUUGUAGGAGCCAGUACAAGGCAUCAUCAAUGAUGAACAUCCUGAAGGCCCGAUUCCAGUGA
This is a messenger RNA of Melampsora larici-populina 98AG31, 393 nucleotides long. RefSeq lists its product as uncharacterized. The coding region runs from base 1 to 393 and encodes 130 amino acids. NCBI's taxonomy places the organism in Eukaryota, Fungi, Basidiomycota, Pucciniomycetes, Pucciniales, Melampsoraceae. The transcript has a single exon. The record is from RefSeq and is a predicted model, not a curated record.